This is a messenger RNA of Globicephala melas (long-finned pilot whale), 3214 nucleotides long. RefSeq names its product organic cation/carnitine transporter 2. The record is from RefSeq and is a predicted model, not a curated record. Gene Ontology annotation, molecular function: ATP binding; quaternary ammonium group transmembrane transporter activity. NCBI's taxonomy places the organism in Eukaryota, Metazoa, Chordata, Mammalia, Artiodactyla, Delphinidae. Gene Ontology annotation, cellular component: membrane. Gene Ontology annotation, biological process: transmembrane transport; carnitine transport.
CGCCGCGUCCUCCGACCCCCGGCCGCGCGCCGCGCGGGCAACUGAGGGCGGAAUGCGGGACUACGACGAGGUGACCGCCUUCCUGGGCGAGUGGGGCCCUUUCCAGCGCCUCAUCUUCUUCUUGCUCAGCGCCAGCAUCGUCCCCAACGGCUUCAACGGUCUGUCGUCCGUGUUCCUGUCGGCGACCCCGGAGCACCACUGUCGGGUGCCGGACACAGCGAACCUGAGCAGCGUGUGGCGCAACCACAGCCUCCCGCUGCAGCUGCAGGACGGCCGCGAGGUGCUUCACAGGUGCCGCCGCUACCGGCUCGCGACGAUCGUCAACUUCUCGGCGCUCGGGCUGGAGCCGGGGCGCGACGUGGACCUGGAGCAGCUGGAGCAAGAGGGCUGCCUGGAUGGCUGGGAGUUCAACCGGGACAUCUACCUGUCCACCAUCGUGACCGAGUGGAACCUGGUGUGUGAGGACGACUGGAAGGCCCCGCUCACGGUCUCCUUGUUUUUCGGGGGUGUGCUGGUGGGCUCCUUCAUUUCGGGGCAGCUCUCAGACAGGUUUGGUCGGAAGAAUGUGCUGUUUGUGACAAUGGGCAUGCAGACUGGCUUCAGCUUCCUGCAGAUCUUCUCGAAGAACUUUGAGAUGUUUGCCAUGCUGUUUUUCCUUGUAGGCGUGGGCCAGAUCUCCAACUACGUGGCAGCAUUUGUCCUGGGAACAGAAAUUCUUGGCAAGUCAGUUCGUAUUAUAUUCUCUACGUUAGGCGUGUGCAUAUUUUAUGCAUUUGGCUACAUGCUGCUGCCGCUAUUUGCUCACUUCAUCAGAGACUGGCGGAUGCUUCUGCUGGCGCUGACGGUGCCGGGGGUGCUGUGCUUCCCACUGUGGUGGUUCAUCCCUGAGUCCCCCCGAUGGCUCAUCUCUCAAGGCCGAUUUAAAGAGGCAGAGGUGAUCAUCCGCAGGGCUGCCAAAAUCAAUGGGAUCAUUGCACCCUCAACCAUCUUUGACUCAAGUGAGCUACAAGACCUAAGCUCCAAGAAACAGCAGUCUCACAGCAUUCUGGAUCUGCUCCGAACCCAGAAUAUCCGGAUGGUCACCAUCAUGUCCAUAAUUCUGUGGAUGACCAUAUCAGUGGGCUAUUUUGGGCUUUCCCUUGACACUCCUAACUUGCAUGGGAAUGUCUAUUUGAACUGCUUCCUCUCGGCUGUGGUUGAAGUCCCAGCAUAUGUGUUGGCCUGGCUGCUCCUGCAGCACCUGCCCCGACGCUAUUCCAUGGCCACCGCCCUCUUCCUGGGUGGCAGCGUUCUUCUCUUCGUGCAGCUGGUGCCCCCAGACUUGUAUUAUUUGGCUACCAUCCUGGUGAUGGUGGGUAAGUUUGGAGUCACUGCUGCCUUCUCCAUGGUCUACGUGUACACAGCCGAGCUGUACCCCACAGUGGUCAGGAACAUGGGCGUGGGAGUCAGUUCCACGGCAUCCCGCCUGGGCAGCAUCCUGUCUCCCUACUUCAUUUACCUUGGUGCAAGAUUCCAAUAUGGCAGCUCAGACUGGGCGAUGCUGAGGCUGAGAAGGCAGGUGAUCCCUGUUAGAGUCCUGGGGACACAAAGGGAGGGAGAGAGACCAUGUCAAACUGCACUCCCGGCUUGGGGCUCUGUCUGCUUUGCCACAGGUGCUUACGACCGCUUCCUGCCCUACAUUCUCAUGGGGAGUCUGACCAUCCUGACAGCCAUCCUCACCUUGUUCCUCCCAGAGAGCUUCGGCACCCCACUCCCAGACACCAUUGACCAGAUGCUAAGGGUCAAAGGAAUAAAAUACAGGCAAACUCCAAGCCACACAAGGAUGUUAAAAGAUGGUGAAGAAGGCCCCACAGUCCUUAAAAACACAGGCUUCUAACACAACCUCCAGUGAGAAGGUAAAGAGGAAAGACCGUCUUGUCAGAAGUGGCUUGUGCAGACACUGAGUCCUUCAGUGGCAAAGGUCUUUGCUGUUCAUUCUGCGGAUGCUGUGUCUGCCUUGCUCACGGAUGGAUACCCAGACUCAGCUGCAUAUGGUCCUAGAGCACCACCUUCCCUCCAGGGACACCAUGGCUACUGACGGACAACUUUGGGUAAAUCCUAACUAUUACAGUGAUGGACUUGGCACUUCCUAAGAAGUUAACUACUCAUUAGAACCAGUAGGAUUUGGAAGAAUAUGAAUUAAAACUUUACAUUUUAAUUUCAGACUGCCUGAGAAGGCCCCUGAUAGAACUGGGGGUCUAGUUCUCCACCUCCUCACCCUGCCAAAAAAUCCUUUCCCUGUUUCCCACUGAUGGUGCACUUUAGAGGAAAAGAAAUAAUUUCACAGGGAGUCUGAUUUCUCAUACUUUCUCAGUUACAAAGGAUAUUAAAUGGGAUUGUUGCUUCCCCAGGGCAGGAAAGCACAAGUCUGGGGAAACCUAGAGGUAUUUCAUAUGGAGAGGACUCAGCAGAUACAGAACAGAGACAAGUGCAUUAACUUAUGAGCUCUUGGACCACUCAGAGUGACUACUGGGUAGACUUGUUUACAUCUGGUCAAAGCACUGGUCUUGUGCAGGCCCAUAAGAGAUUCAUCACUGAAUCUACUAUUCUUGUUUUCCACUACUACGUGAAUCAAGUCUUCUAGCUACUAUGGUUUCUGAUGUAUGGUUUGAAGGAAGUAUAUCAAUGAGAAAGAGAGACGAGCGAACUUGUCUAUUCUCCCAAAACUAUAAUAUGGAUUUUGAUUGUGUUUUGCUUGUUGUUUGUUAUUAUGUCUUUUUUUCUCCUUAAGUUAUUUGCACUUCAGAAUAGACUUAGGAAAGGCUGGUUCCUUAGCCUCCUGGUUUGUGUCUUUUGUUUGUUUCAACCCAGAAUCACUCUGGCAAUGGUCCACAGUUGCCACUUAUGCAAGGCCUCACCAGCCUUAGCUACUAGCACUUUUCUGGGUGCCAAAAAUGACAUCAUUGUGUGUGUUUUCCUUUCAUGAAACUUAAUCAUGGAAAAAAAUUACAAAGAAGAAAAUUAAGUCGUGUUCACAGUCUUUCAGAGUUGCUCACUUCAGUGGUGUAACAUUGGGAGAUAUUUUGUGUUCAGCAUAAAAUUGUCUUCUCUUUUCUGAUUAUGCUACCGUGGUACUUCUAAAGCAUAUGCUUCACCUGGUUAAAAACAAAAAAGUAUUUUUGUGAAAGCUACUGAAGUGCCUUGGGAAAUGAAGAUGUUUUAAUAAAUUAAAUGA